Messenger RNA from Somion occarium, 321 nucleotides. The record is from the annotation of a GenBank genome assembly. NCBI's taxonomy places the organism in Eukaryota, Fungi, Basidiomycota, Agaricomycetes, Polyporales, Cerrenaceae.
AUGAUCGCUGUAUGUAACAAGUCGGAAGAUAUCGUCCUCCAGAUCAAAGUAUACCAACCAUUCGCAUUGUAUCCGCGACAUCUGAAGAUAUCCGAUUCUUCUCCAUGGCGUUGCCACUUCACGAUCAAGAUCUUUGAAUUCGGACAUCAUACAAUGGGCUAUCCCCUAAGCUCCGUGAUCAUCUGUCAAUUCCACCAAGCAUGCUCAGUUUAUUCCGAUAGUCUCUCCGAACCUAUAUCUAUCAGAGCUGAGACAGUUCAGGCUUUCUGGUCAGAUCAAUACAGAACGAAGCGCGUACUGAUUCUUGAAUGCGGCCAAUGA